This is a messenger RNA of Eurytemora carolleeae, 1050 nucleotides long. RefSeq lists its product as uncharacterized. The record is from RefSeq and is a predicted model, not a curated record. Gene Ontology annotation, molecular function: GTP binding. The coding region runs from base 31 to 1050 and encodes 339 amino acids. NCBI's taxonomy places the organism in Eukaryota, Metazoa, Arthropoda, Copepoda, Calanoida, Temoridae. The transcript is spliced from 10 exons.
UCUAGUUCUAGUAGUGUGUGUGUAUACAGUAUGGAGAAGAUGGGGAUGUACAGACUCAUCUUUAUCCUUCUCAAUAUACUCCUCAUUCCAGUUGUUAUCAGUCAGGAUUAUGAUUAUGGAGAUAUUGAUCCGAGUACACUAGUUGGACCCCAGGUUAUGUCUGAGCUGUUUGAUGAAAAUGAUCCAUCUGAAGAUAUCCCUGACCAAGAUAUAGGAGAAGUUAUCACGGAGAAACCUCAAUAUGGGCAAAAGCAAAAUGCGUUUGAUGAGAUGAUUGUGGAUGAAGAGGAGGAAGAGAUGGAGGAUAAACCAAACCAACAACAAACAUAUGUUUCAGGGAACCUGCCCCGACCUAGGUUUGUUAUGCUGGGUCAGCAAGGUGUGGGAAAAUCAUCAAUUGCAAACAGUUUACUUGGUUAUGAUAAUCUGAUGGAAGCUGGUCUAAAGAAACAGCACAGGCAGAAAAUGCCAUUUGCUGUCGGUCAUGGACUCAGGUCAAAGACGAAGAUGACCUCCUUCAGUGUCGGUCAAUUCCUUGGGGACCCCUUUAGCCCUAACAUAACAGUAGUGGACACACCAGGAUUUAAGGAUCAACGUGACACUGAGUUUGUGGAGGAGCUGAUGAAUGUGCUGGGGGACGAGGUGAAGGAGGUCGACAGCUUCGUGAUCGUCUACAAGUACAAGGACAGGUUUACUUCACCCUUUGCCAGGACACUCAGGGUCAUCACUAAGAUGUUUGGAAACUUCUGGACUAAUGUUGUCAUCCUCGUCAACUUCUGGAGUUUCAAACCUCUUCAUGUUCAGGAUCGGUUGGAUAGAAGAGUUAGCCAGAAAAAGUACGGAGAGGAAUUGACUAAAAUAUUUGAAGAAAAGUUUGAUUUAAAUUUUAAGAUUCCGAUUGUUUUCAUUGAUUCUCACUACAAUAAAUCCGUACCAGAGGAGUUAGCAGCUUUCAAGGUGUCGAGCUAUCAGCAAGGAAAACAAAGACUUCAAACAAACUGUGGAGGAUCAAACAAAAAUGAUAGGAAGGACAAAUUUUUUAAAUCAUAG